Molecule: messenger RNA, 3348 nt
Organism: Nyctereutes procyonoides (raccoon dog)
Lineage: Eukaryota; Metazoa; Chordata; Mammalia; Carnivora; Canidae
Gene: PDZRN4
Product: PDZ domain containing ring finger 4
Exons: 10
Coding region: 1-3102 (1033 amino acids)
Molecular function (GO): metal ion binding; protein binding
Source: RefSeq, a predicted model, not a curated record
AUGGGCUUUGCCCUGGAGCGCUUCGCCGCAGCGGAGGGCCCGGACUCCAAGUGCAAACUGUGCGGCCAGGUGCCGGGGGAGCCGCUGUGCACGCCCUGCGGGCACGUCUUCUGCGCCGGCUGCCUGCUGCCCUGGGUGGCGCGGCGGCGCCGGGGCCCGCGGCAGCGCCAGCCCCCGGCGCCGGGCGAGCUGCACCGGGCGCCGCCUGCGCGCAGCCUCGUGCAGCAGCCGCGCGUCCAGGGCUGCGGCCGCUCGGCCCGGCUGCACGAGCUGGCGGCGCACGUCGAGCGCGGGGCCCGGCGCCGCCCGCGGGACUGCGUCUCGGGGCCCGGCGGCCGCGGCGGCGGGGACCUGCCCGCGCGGGGGGGCUGCGGCGCGGCGCCGGGGCCGGGGCCGGGGCCGGGGCCCGGCCGGGGCGGGGGCGCGCGCGGGGGGCCGCCGGGCGGGAGCGGGCGCGGGCGGGGGCCCGGGGCGCGAGUCCUGGCCUGGAGGCGGCGCGAGAGGGCUCUGCGGGCGCAGCUCCGGGCGCUGCAGGGCGAGGUGCAGCUCGCGGCCCGCGGGUACCGGGAGAAGUUCGCGCAGUACAUGGCUCACGUCCGCAACUUCGCCGGGGAGCUGGGCGGCGGCCGCGGCCGGGAUGGAGAACAUAAGCCAUUCACCAUUGUGUUAGAAAGAGAAAAUGACACAUUGGGAUUCAAUAUUAUAGGAGGUCGACCAAAUCAGAAUAAUAAGGAAGAAGCAUCAGCAGAAGGAAUUUAUGUUUCAAAAAUUUUGGAAAAUGGACCUGCUGACAGAGCAGAUGGCCUGGAGAUUCAUGACAAAAUCAUUGAGGUCAAUGGGAAGGAUCUCUCAAAGGCCACCCAUGAAGAGGCAGUGGAAGCUUUUCGAAAUGCCAAGGAGCCCAUUGUGGUCCAGGUGCUAAGACGAACACCUCUCAGUAAACCAGCCUAUGGAACGGCCCCAGAAGUGCAGCUCAUGAACGCCAGCACUCAGACAGACAUCACCUUCGAACACAUCAUGGCUCUGGCCAAACUGAGGCCACCUACCCCUCCAGUGCCAGACGUCUGUCCAUUCCUGCUCUCAGACAGCUGCCAUUCUCUUCAUCCGAUGGAGCAUGAAUUUUAUGAGGACAAUGAGUACCUUUCCAGCUUGCCUGCUGAUGUAGACAGAGCAGAGGACUUUGAAUAUGAGGAGGUCGAGCUGUGUCGUGUUAGCAGUCAAGAGAAGCUGGGCCUGACAGUCUGUUACCGAACGGAUGAUGAAGAAGACAUGGGCAUUUAUGUCAGCGAGGUAGAUCCAAAUAGCAUUGCUGCCAAAGAUGGCCGAAUUCGAGAAGGGGAUCGGAUUUUACAAAUAAAUGGGGAAGAUGUCCAGAAUCGAGAAGAAGCAGUGGCAUUGCUGUCUAGCGAUGAGUGCAAGAGAAUCGUGCUGCUCGUUGCAAGGCCAGAGAUUCAGCUGGAUGAAGGCUGGUUGGAAGAUGAAAGGAAUGAAUUCUUAGAGGAGUUAAACUUGGAGAUGCUGGAAGAACAGCAUAAUGAAGCAAUGCAGUGCACUGCCAAUGAGGUGGAGCAGCCCAAAAAACAAGAAGAAGAGGAAGGCACCACGGACACGGCCACAUCCUCCUCCAAUAACCAUGAGAAGGACAGUGGGGUGGGGCGCACGGAUGAAAGCCUGCGGAAUGAUGAGAGCUCGGAGCAGGAGAAUGCAGCUGAGGAUCCCAAGGGCGCAUCCUUGAGGAGCACGAGAGGGCUGGGGCAGAGCCAGGACACCCUAGGAAGCGUGGAACUUCAGUGCAAUGAGAGCUUGGUGUCUGGCGACUACAUGGACUCCGACUGCGUGGGCCACGCAGAGGAAGAGUGUGAAAGGUUCCGACAGCUCCUGGAGCUCAAGUGCAAGAUUCGAAACCACGGAGAGUAUGACCUGUAUUACUCGAGCAGCACAAUAGAAUGCCACCAAGGGAUGGGCGUGGAGCACGAGCUCCAGCUGCUUAACGAAGAACUGCGCAGCAUUGAGCUCGAGUGCCAAAAUAUCAUGCAGGCUCACAGGCUCCAGAAAGUGACAGACCAGUAUGGAGACAUCUGGGCCUUGCACGACGGAGGAUUCCGGAAUUAUAACACCAGCGUGGAUGUGCCGAGGGGAAAACUAGAUGACAUCCUCGAACACCCAGAAAAGUCGGACAAGGACAGUUCCAGUGCUUACAACACGGCGGAGAGCUGCAGAAGCACCCCGCUCACCGUGGACCGGUCCCCCGACAGUUCCCUUCCACGAGUGAUCAACCUCACCAAUAAGAAAAACCUGAGAAGCACAGCAGGGGCCAGCCGGCCUUCUUCGGGAGCCAGCAGCAAAGAGUCGACCUCCAGCAGAGCCAACACGGCAGAACAAGGCUGCAGCAGCGUGGAGGCCAAGGAGAAGGCGUCGGGGAGCUGCAGCAGGCUUUCCGACCAGGACAGGCCCAGCGGUGAGCAGCGCAUCCCUUACCUGUCUCCUUAUCACAGCUCCUCCUACAGGUGUGCAAACAUCCCAGCGCAUGCCCGGCAUUAUCAGAGCUACAUGCAGUUGAUUCAGCAGAAAUCUGCCGUCGAGUAUGCCCAGAGUCAGCUGAGCCUCGUGAGUAUGUGCAAGGAGCCCCAGAAGGGCUCGGAGCCCAAGAUGGAAUGGAAGGUGAAGAUCCGCAGCGACGGGACGCGGUACAUAACGAAGAGGCCAGUGCGAGACCGGAUUCUGCGGGAACGUGCCUUAAAGAUCAAGGAGGAGCGCAGUGGCAUGACCACGGACGACGACACCAUGAGCGAGAUGAAGAUGGGCCGCUACUGGAGCAGAGAGGAGAGGAAGCAGCACCUGGUUCGGGCCAAAGAGCAGCGUCGGCGCCGGGAGUUCAUGAUGCGGAGCCGCUUGGAGUGUCUCAAGGAGAGUCCCCAGAGUGGCAGCGAGGGCAAGAAAGAGCUCAGCAUCCUUGAACUGAGCCACAAGAAGAUGAUGAAAAAAAGAAACAAGAAAAUCUUGGACAACUGGAUGACAAUCCAAGAACUGAUGACCCACGGGGCCAAGUCUCCGGAUGGCACACGAGUUCAUAAUGCCUUUUUGUCAGUCACCACCGUAUGACCGAAUGAAUGGGACGCAACGGAUUUUUAGGAGGGUGCUACCAGUUUGGGUAGAGUAUGAUUGCCUCGUUCAAUGUGGCGUUUUUAUAUAUAUUUUGCGACUCUUUAUAGUUUAAAUUUUUUGUAAGCAAAAAUACCUGGUAAUUUUCCAUUUGUUUUUCAUAUACCGGUACCUUCUUUUUUGGCCGAGAUCUUUCUUUGACUUGUGAUAUAUUCCUAUUGCUCAUUUAUAUAUAUAUAUAUAUAU